GUCAGACACUUUCAGCAUUGAUGUUUGCGACGUGAAGUUGGUGUCGGAGGUGGGCGUGGGGCGUCGUUCAGGCCACCAGCUUACAUGUCCCAGCCAACGUCAGCAAUCUUAACAACUGAGCUACAUCGUAGGUCAGGAACUGCUUAAAUCUGUUCGAACUUCUCUCUAAUCCAGAGCGUCUUGCAAAGCGCGUAUUAACCCUCAGUUCAAGAAACUCAGGAACAGCUCAAGAUGUCUUCUCCAGCAACCCCAGUAGUCCUCAUCAUACCUGGCGGCUGGCACAAACCCCAAUCCUACAUAAAACUGCACGACGCACUUGGUUCCGCAGGUUUCAGAGUUUCCAUACCAGAGCUGCCCUCCACCAAUGGCUCUCGCCCACCGAAUGCAGAUCUAUCUGCCGAUACCGCGCACGUACGUGCCACUGUAGAAGAACUUAUCAAGCAAGGCGAUGAAGUAAUCGCCUUGAUGCACUCCUACGGCGGGCAAAUCGGCACCAAUGCCCUGUCCAGCUUUUCCAUCGCAAGCAGACAAAGAGCAGGGCUAAAAGGUGGCGUAAAAGACCUCAUAUACAUGAGCGCAUGCGCUGUAUCUGAAGGAAAGAGCAUGAUGGACAUGGUCCGGCACUUCGGCCACGAAUCACUUAUACCACUAGCCUUCGAUUUCGCAGAUGACAUGACGUGCGUGAGCCGCGAUCCCAAGUCUUUGCUUGUUGGCGCGGAUUGCGGGCUACCGGCUGGCGAGAUCGACAAGUAUGUUGACACCCUGGUACGCUGGAAUGGCCAGUGUAUGUAUGAUGUGCUCACGACUGACCGUUGUGCGUGGCGCGAUAUUCCGGUUACGUAUAUUCAUUCGGCGAAGGAUAUGACCACUCCGUACGAUUACCAGAAGUGGCUUGUGGAGGGUAUGAGGAAAGAGGGUGUGAGGAUGCAGACUGCGACAUUGGAGACGGGUCACUGUCCGAAUUUUACGGCGACGCAGGGUGUGGUGGAUGUUCUGCGGAAGGUGGCUGCUGGUGAGCAACUGGAAGACAAAAAAGAGGUGGAAGAGAUCGCAAGUACAGAGCGUGUGCAAGAUGCUAUUGCAGGCAUCGGAGCUGAGAAACCUUAGUGUCUAUGAGGGAUACUAAGCCAGGUCAUCCUCCGAAUCCAAUCAAGUCGCCAUCCUCCCAUUGUGACAGCUCUUCCGCCUUCUUUUCCCACUGAUUUAUGAACCAUAUUGGCCAAGUUCUCGCGCACUUGCCAUACCUCUGUCGGAGGUUCUUCGAGACUGUGUGAGCCGAAUGCAGGUACGUCGCUCUGAAAACGUCCCAGAGCUGCCUACAUCCCUCGCUUGUGACAGUCGGAUAGGGGAAGUAUGGAUCGUUGCAAGUCACCGCUGUGAUCAAUUGCUGAAUCGCGUCUUCGGGUCGUUCGAACGAACGUAGGGAGGCUUUGCCAAAGUCGAGGACGUAGAGGCGCGUGCGUGAUGCCUUAUGGAAUGGUCCUUCUCGUCUUGAGCUCAACUUGGAGACUGGUGCGCCUGGAAAUGGGAUUUCUUUGACAGAUGGGUGCUUCUGAGACAUGGUGAUAGUUGUGCCUAGAGGUAUUCGAGGUUUAUACUA
This is a messenger RNA of Alternaria alternata, 1600 nucleotides long. RefSeq names its product alpha/beta-hydrolase. The record is from RefSeq and is a predicted model, not a curated record. Bases 232 to 1107 code for a protein of 291 amino acids. NCBI's taxonomy places the organism in Eukaryota, Fungi, Ascomycota, Dothideomycetes, Pleosporales, Pleosporaceae. The transcript has a single exon.